AAAAGGGGAAAUACCAUGGAGCUUUGGGUAACGUUGCAGCUUCUGCUCUUGGGGGUACUUCUGAGGACGGCUCAGGGACAGAGGGACGAGCUAAGCUCCGAAGAGGAAAGAAAAGCGUUGAUGCUCAAGCAUCUGCAAGAGGUCCUAGAGCUGUCGGAACAUGAAGCGACCGAAGAGGAGUCCCUGCAGGAGGUGACCUUGACAGAGGCGGGGGGCUCAGACGGCAAGGAGAUCCUCGAAGAAGAGCUGGAAGAGCUGGAGGAACAGCUUCCCCACCCCACCGUUUGGUCCCUGACGACAACGCCCCCAGCUCAGGAGGAGGAAGAUGGCUUCAGCUACGUGUUCACCCGUCUGAACAACCUGGACGCAGCCGUGCAUCGCCUCAAUGUGCAGUUCUAUCACAUGGAUGUGAAGGUAUCCCAAUUCUCCCAAGGCCUUGCUGAAUUGAAGGGAGGCCUGGCUGAAGCCCGCGAAUCCCUUGCUUCCCUGAACGACAUUGCUAUCCGCAACCAGAAAGAGCUUGGAAAAAUCGACGGUUGCUUGAGGGGCCGGCGCACCCAAACCAAAUGCUUCUUGAUCUUCAAGCACUUCGAGACCUACGACGGGGCCCAAAAACUGUGCACAGCCCGGGGAGGAACCUUGGCCAUGCCAGCCGAUGCCACCGAGUUGGCCUUCCUGGGCCGAUACCUACACGACAGCUUCCAGCCAUACAACUGGCCAGCCUGGGUGGGCAUCCACGACCGGCGUGCGGAAGGCCUCUGGCUCUUUGAGAAUGGGCAGCGGGUCUCCGUCUUUGACUGGUACCGCGACCACUUGGUGACGCAACCCAACGGUGGCGCUCGCGAGAACUGCGUCAACCUCAGCUCCGACGACGGGAAGUGGUGGGACAAUGACUGCGAACGGCGCAUGUAUUACAUUUGCGAGUAUCGCCUCUAA
Molecule: messenger RNA, 936 nt
Organism: Euleptes europaea (tarantolino)
Lineage: Eukaryota; Metazoa; Chordata; Lepidosauria; Squamata; Sphaerodactylidae
Gene: CLEC11A
Product: C-type lectin domain containing 11A
Exons: 4
Coding region: 16-936 (306 amino acids)
Source: RefSeq, a predicted model, not a curated record